AUGUUGAUUUUGGUACUCUCGUUGUUCGGCGUUGUAAUGGGAUGCAAUGUUCGUCCAAUAGAUACCAGAUGUGAUGAGGGAUGGACAUACAUUCAGAGAGAGCUUUAUGGAUGGUGUGUGAAAAUAAUGAAUAUAUCAGAUUGUUUUGGUCAAGGCGGAUCGUAUUCAUUGAUUGAAAAUUUGGAAGAAUUGGAAGUGUACGUGAACUUGAUAAAAAUAAGCGGUGAGAAGUAUGCGAGAACAUUAGAAAGAAGGACCACCAGCAAUCUAUGUCCAUGUCUCCUACUAUUACUUUGUCCAAUAACUGAAACAUGUAAACCACCAUCUGCAUGGUCACAGUAUAACACGUCAAUUGAAGUUCUUGAGAAAGUUGAGCCUUACUAUUUGAAUGAAAACAAAACUGGAGCGCACCUUUUUCUUACAACAGAGAACGAAUCUGGAUUGACGGAUAAUCAAUUAGGAGUAUUAUACGGCAUUGCUUUGUGUGGAAAAAACGCAACUUCAAUAAAUUGA
This is a messenger RNA of Caenorhabditis angaria, 513 nucleotides long. The record is from the annotation of a GenBank genome assembly. Lineage: Eukaryota; Metazoa; Nematoda; Chromadorea; Rhabditida; Rhabditidae.